Molecule: messenger RNA, 504 nt
Organism: Microdochium trichocladiopsis
Lineage: Eukaryota; Fungi; Ascomycota; Sordariomycetes; Xylariales; Microdochiaceae
Exons: 1
Coding region: 1-504 (167 amino acids)
Molecular function (GO): acetylglucosaminyltransferase activity
Source: RefSeq, a predicted model, not a curated record
AUGGCCACGUCUUUGGUUCGUCUAAGUCAGAGCAUCGACCCGAUUGCUCAUUGGGCUUCUGACCGGGGCACACUCCUCGUCGUGGUGAUCGAAGACUACAUCGGGCAUGAGGACGAAGUCGCCGACCUCCUUGCACAGUUUCACAGCCUCAAGGUUAACGCCAUCUUCGUACCGCCUCUCGCCAGUAACCAUUCCAUGUCGCAAUCACAUUUUGCAGUUCUGAGCAAGAUGCUCGCCGAAAGCGGGCUAGAGACAAAGUGGUUUGCUCUGCUUGACGACGACACCUUCUUUCCGCACCUGGAGCCUUUAUCUACUGCACUCAGCUCUCUUGAUUACGAAAACAAAGACCUUUAUGUUGGCGGGCUGACGGAGGACUGGGGAUCCCUCACGCGAUUCGGUCUUAUGGCUUAUGGCGGUGCUGGCGUAUAUCUCUCUGCACAUCUGGCCAGGAAGAUCGGGAACCUGGACCAGCUCCUCCAGUGCAUCGAGGAGUCCCCGCCUUAG